UUUCUCCCCCCCCCCCUUAUCUUCUUGAAACAAACUCCAAGUGUGUUCAUUUUAUAUGCAGGUUGAAGUGUAGGCGCCAAACACAGGCUGCCUUUUUAUAUCUUUUUGAGGGCAGUCCCUCAGCAGGAGCCCUUUCUUCUCCCUUUUCUUUAUAGCAAAAAGAAGCAAUAUUUACCUCUUCCUUCGUUCAUUUUUGCUGCGUUUUGCUAAACCUAUUUCUUUCUUUCUUUUCCCCUGUGUUUCGACUGUCAUCUCUCUAGCUAGCGUAAUCCUCGUAGCAGUUCAGCAAUUACCAGUCAGUAAAAAGUGGCUUACUAAAACAGAGCUAAUUUGAAAGCACUGAAUUAUCUGUGGCAGAUGUGGCUGGGCUGCAUAGUUUGGAAACAUCUUUAAGAACCAAACUUACAUUGCUGUAUUAAAUGGAAAUAGGAGCUGGCUUUCUGAUGCUAAGGGAGCAAAACAGUUCAAAACAUGCAAAAUGCUGAAGCCUGCAUCCUGCAGUCUGACAUGCUAGCACCUCUGGAGCGGCUAAUUGGCCUUAACAGAUCUGAUUGCAGAAUACUGUAUACCUUAUAGUGUACACUCUUUAAGUAUGUCUUGUCCAUACCUAAAUAAAGGUGUAGUUGAAAUUGGGAGAGUGGCCCACUAUCUGUCAGAGACAGUAUAUUUUUUUCAUUUAAAAUGCAGCGCGCACAUUGUUUGGUUUCUACCAGCAGUGCAGUUCAUAUCUAAAAAACAAAACAGUGCAUUUGCUGAAUUUCUCAGAAUUAUUUAAGCUGAGUUUUAUUUAAGUUUUCAUUCUCUAAACUAGCAGCUAUUUAAACUCCAGCUAUUUGCACAAGAUUGAAAAUAAAAUUAACAGGAGUCCUAUAUUUUUUCAGUUUUCAGGUAAAAGAUAGCAGAUCCUUAGUACCUGUAUGGCUACGGUGUGCAAAACCCACCUUUUAAAUCUGAGGAACUGUAGUACUUUACACCAGUUAGUGAAACUUAUUUAGGAAGUCUGGGGAAACUUGACAGUGUUGAUUUUUAUUUUAAUUUAUUACAAAGAUUGGAAGCAGAUCAGAAAAAUGAUUAUUUUGGAGGAAUACAUGGAAUCUACCUACACUUUAUCCUUUAAAUUUUAUUAUAAGCUAUGUGACAGUAAUGGCUUUAUUUUAUUUGUAAAAACCUUCUUCAGACUUAAUUUCUUUAUGUAAUCCCUAGUUUAACAUAUUACUAUAGAGAUUGCUUGCGUCCUUUCCAGUUAGAAAAAUAAAUAGCAAAAUGCAAAAUACAUUGGUUGACUAUUGCGAGUACAAUAUUUGAACGUUUUGAGUACUGAAGGCAAAAUAUAAAAGCGUGAAGAUCUGAAUCUAAAAAUGGAUGGUCAAAGAUUUUGAAAGCAGAGGAACUGUUUUGCCAAAUAAGGAGACUUGGAACAUUCUGCUUUGUAUUUUAAGAUAGCAGAAGUGUAGUACUACUUUAUUGGCAAUACUUUGGCAGCAUGCCUAACCAAAACAAAUACUGAAAACUGCUUUGGCUCAUUUACAGAAUCAUAAAUGAGGCCAAAGGAAUGAAUAAUUUAGUUGUUUCCUUUAAUAAAUUGUGAUGAGAUUGCUAAAAUUAAGCCAAAUAAUUGUGUAUUUAAAUAGCUCUAGAUAUAUGUGCAGUUGUGGCAGAUCAGUACUCUGUUUUAUAAAUCCACAAACCUAGCAUAGGUAUUUUGGAAUGGAGACAAAUUCAGGUUGUAUUAACUAUCUUACUUUGUUGUGUCUCUCAUUUCUAAAACGUUUGAUGGCAACUCAUUUUACCUUUAUGAGAAGUAAAUGAGAAGAGUAGGUAGUGCUUACCAAGGCACUAUAAAGCAGCAAGUUCUGCUUCACUAGUUUACAAGCCCUUUAAAGAGUUGGAGUGAACUGGCUGGAUUCUCUCAGAUUCCAAAAUGCAGCACAGCACAACCUGAGGUUGGAUUAAUUAAUUUAUGCUAUUCUCCCUCUCGCCCCAUGCUGUGGGAAUUCCUUCUCAUCACAGGCUGGGCCCCAGGAACCAUGUCUCUUUGCAGGUGCUGAUAAGGUCAUGUGACAAGAGUAAAGGCCAAAAAAGCUGAUGGCAGGUGCCUCUCGUCUCCUAUGGUUCCCACAAUAUCCAUAUUUGAAGAAAGGCUGGAGAGAUCAAACACCCUUCUUGUCUCAUUCCCAAUAAAGGAAUUAGGAAGAAAUUUUGCUUCAUCUUCCCUGUAUUGAUUACUUACACUGAUGAGUGAAUGGGGCCCAUAGUUAAAUAUGGACAGUAGCAGCUAGUUGACAGAUGUAAAUAAAAGUUCAGCAUGUUCAAAGCCAUAUUGAAUCUUAAUAUGGUCUGCUGAAGUUGGGAUACACAGCAAUAUACAGUAAUAGAUUCCUGGUCAGGGAAUCAAAAUAGAAAUUUAACAUACAAUAAAAUGUUUUUUUUGAACCUUUUCUCUUUGGUGUUAAGGUCAAUAAUUUCUGAGAUCCUUACAACAGUAAUGUAUUAUAAAGAGAAAAGGAACACAAAGGAGAUUACUUUGUUUCCCAGUUGCAUGACUUCCUACUCAUGUUAACUGUUAGAAAUCAAAACUGGAAUUCAGGAAAGGAAACUUUUUUUUACUAGGUGAUUGGUGACUUUAAAAUACUUGAGACAAGUAAAGACUUCAGAUGCUUGUCAUUCAGUUUUACUGAGUUGCUCCAUCUUCAUUUAAUAGAUGACAAAGCCCGUCAACAUUGCCUACCCCACUGAAAUAGCACAGUAACAGCAGUUAGAGUUUCUGUAUUGUGUUUCUGAAAAAAUGACAGGGCUAUGGGAUGUAUGAAUAUUCAAGAAACUGUUUUCCUUCUUUCGAAGAGAACUACCAUGGAAAACUAUUUCAGUGGAAGAAUACUUUUACUAGAAAGAUAUAAAUCUGAAAAUGCAUUGCUCAAGACUGGAGGAAUGGUGCAUUUUGGAGGCCAAAACUAUAAAAAUUCAGCCUCAGGCCUAAUGAAACAUAGGAAUUUUCUUUUGACCCACUAUGUAAGAGUAGAUAUGCCACACAAUUGUAAAAUAUCUCUUAAAACAUGAUGACAGUUUAAUUAAUAACUGUAUGUAUAAUCAUCUCAUAAGUAGUGACUCCAAACAUUUUAAUUCCUUUGUUCUGAGGGAGAAAUCUUUCUAAUUGAGGAUUAACUAUCUUGUAUCCAUAGAUAUGAAGUAACAUUCAAAAAUGUCUAUUUUUUAAUCCAGAAGAGGAUGUGUUUAUGCAUGACAGUGCUAUUAAUUUCAGUUACCUGUAUUCAUGGUUACCUGCAAAUAUCUUCAUUGUGUUCUUUGGAAGAUAGAUUUUGAAGAAUGCAGUAUGAACCAGUGAAUCAUCCUUAAAAUAUAUUAAUGAUUUUGUUGUGGAACAUUUUGUCAUUAUGAGAUGUCGUCUACCAGUGCUUCAUUUGUGCAAAUUAAAUUCGAUGACUUGCAGUUCUUUGAAAACUGCGGCGGAGGGAGUUUUGGGAGUGUUUAUCGAGCCCGAUGGAUAUCACAGGAAAAAGAGGUGGCUGUGAAGAAGUUGCUGAAAAUAGAGAAAGAGGCAGAAAUACUCAGUGUGCUCAGUCACAAAAACAUCAUUCAGUUUUAUGGAGCCAUUCUUGAACCUCCUAAUUAUGGCAUUGUUACAGAAUAUGCUUCUGCUGGCUCAUUGUUUGAUUACAUUAAUAGCAACAAAAGCGAAGAGAUGGAUAUGGAUCAGAUCAUGACCUGGGCAACUGAUAUAGCUAAAGGAAUGCACUAUUUACAUAUGGAAGCUCCCGUCAAAGUAAUACACAGAGAUCUGAAGUCCAGGAAUGUUGUUAUAGCUGCUGAUGGAGUAUUAAAGAUCUGUGAUUUCGGUGCCUCAAGGUUUCACUCCCAUACAACGCACAUGUCCUUAGUGGGCACCUUCCCUUGGAUGGCCCCAGAAGUUAUCCAGAGCCUUCCAGUAUCUGAAACAUGCGAUACAUAUUCAUAUGGUGUGGUUCUCUGGGAGAUGCUAACAAGGGAGGUCCCCUUUAAAGGCUUGGAAGGAUUACAAGUAGCUUGGCUUGUAGUGGAAAAAAACGAGAGAUUAACCAUUCCAAGCAGUUGUCCCAGAAGUUUUGCAGAACUGAUGCGUCAGUGUUGGGAUGCUGAUUCAAAGAAAAGGCUGUCUUUCAAGCAGAUCAUUUCAAUUCUGGAAUCCAUGUCAAAUGACAGAAACCUUCCAGACCAAUGUAACUCAUUCCUGCAUAACAAGGCUGAAUGGAGAUGUGAAAUUGAGGCAACUUUAGAGAGACUAAAGAAACUGGAGCGUGAUCUGAGCUUUAAAGAGCAGGAGCUAAAGGAACGGGAGAAACGUUUAAGGAUGUGGGAGCAGAAGUUAACAGAACAGUCCAAUACUCCUUUGCUGCCUUCCUUUGAUAUAUGCGCAUGGACUGAAGAAGAUGUGUAUUUUUGGGUUCACCAGCUUGUUAGAAAAGGUGAUACUUCUGGCGACAUGAGCAUUUAUGCCAACUUUUUUAAGAAACAUCAUAUUACUGGGAAACGAUUGCUUCUUCUAGAAGAAGAUGAUUUAAAGGAUAUGGGAAUUGUUUCUAAAGGACACAUCAUUCACUUAAAGACUGCUAUUGAGAAGUUAACUCACGAUUACCUAAACAUGUUUCACUUUCCACCGUUAACUAAGGAUUCUGCAAGCGGAAGUGAAGAAAACGUGGAGAAAACAGUGAACCUUGAACUUGUUUUUGGCUAUCACUUGAAACCAGGAAAUGGUCCACAGGACUGCAAGUGGAAAAUGUACAUGGAGAUGGAUGGGGAUGAAAUUGCAAUAACCUACAUAAAAGAUGUGACAUUCAACACUAACUUACCAGAUGCAGAGAUUUUAAAGAUGACAAAGCCACCGUUUGUAAUGGAAAAAUGGAUUGUGGGAAUAGAAAAAAAACAAACUAUAGAAUAUAUCAUUACAUAUGAGAGUGAUGUUAGAACCCCCAAAAUCACAAGACACAUCCAAGCAAUUCAAUGGAGCAAAAUAAAAGCACAGGAUGAAUUGAAGUCAAUACAGCUUGUGAUACAGACUUCUCUCCCAAACUCGGAGGGCAAGCCACGAAGCAGGUCCAACUCAAGUGUUGACAGUCAGUGGAUGCAGACUCUGAGAAUGCAUCAUAUAGCUAAAAGCACUUCACUUCAGCACUCAAGACCCCACAGUCCCACUACAGUAACCCAUUUUCUACCAUACCUUCAGAACCAAGAUUCCUAUGCUGCUGCUGUAAGACGGACACGAACUCCCAUCAACUAUCAGUUUACAUCUAUAAAUCAUUCUAGAAAUUCAUCUCCAGUCUCAUAUGGAUUGACAAGAAACCUGUCAUCUCUACAUAUUAAUUCAAAGGGUAGUAGUACAUCUAGUACAGCUUCUGAUACCCCUUCAGAAAGGGACAAAUCUGCAGGCAAAAACAGGAAUAGUUACCAUGGCGGUGACUCUCACAGUUCAUCCAUAAAUGGAAGAUACAGUGGACAAACUCCUCCUGUAGCAUCUAAAAACUCUGGAAAAGUAAACAGGACUCCGCAGCCAACACUGAAUCCAUCAAGGUCAUACAGCCGCAAAAAUAACACAUACAAUCCCCGUAAGUCCAUACCAGGUAUGCCUUCAAAAACUGAAAGUGAUCCUAAAGCAAAAGAAGAAGAGAGUAAAGUUAGUGAAGGUGGAUGGAUAAAAGUACAACAUUCCAAGAAAUCUCACAGACAGAGUACUGGCAAAACAAAUAAGGAGAGAUCCAAGGGAACCUGGCAAGGACGGAGAAUAUUCUGAGGAAGCAGUUUUCUGAUAUUUCCUUAGUAGCAUAAUUAAAAGCGGGCAGCUGAGGAGCACUGGCACUGAUUAUGUGGGGAGUGUCGGAAUGGAGGCAGGGAGCACUGGACGUGGUAGGGGGCCAUGCUUGGCAUGGGCUCGCUCAAGCUCUAGGUUCUGGGAAGGCAGGUGUCCCCAUGUCAGCCUUAUUUUCCCUUCCCUUGCUGCGUGGCCAACAGCUACUGCAUUAACCUUGUUCAGCUGCCGCCAAAUUAAGGCUUUUACAUACAAAUCAGUGGCAGCUAUAAAAGGGUGAAAUUUACAGCUGUUGUAACAGUAGCAUCUCCUAUGGGGAGACAAAGUGAGGCUGAUGAAGGGACUCCACACACCUGUCCCCACAGCAGGAACCUCCAGUCCCUGGAUAAGCCUGCACCAUAGCAGGUAAGAUUUUGCCCACUUACCCCACCUUUGUUCUCCAGUGCUCAGUAGAUGCUCCCCCCUGCCCCCCAGCACUUUGUUCAAGGCACAAAAAUAGGUAGCUCUACCUCUAUUUGUAGAGGGUUUUUCCUGCUUUGUAUUUAACAGAAUAUUUUGUUCAAAGAGUAUACAAAGAUCCACUUUUAUUGAAAUAUACUCACCAUUUGUACAUAGCCUUUAAUUAAAGAUCCUACCUUGCACUGAGACCACAGCCAUGCCCAGAACUGGCAUUAGUCGCGAAGAACACCAGCCAAUGACAACACUAGGUGGCAAUAAAUUGUUUUUGUUCAAAUUUCAGUGAACUGUGGCUGAAUUUUCCUUCUGUCCCUUGUCUGCUCAUGUCCUUGGUUGGGGUGGGUGCCCAUUACAUUUGCUUUCUAUGUCAGUAGAAAUUAAGACACAGCUGGAUAUCAUGACAAAAA
Messenger RNA from Gavialis gangeticus (Gharial), 6660 nucleotides. It is a transcript of the gene MAP3K20, whose product is annotated as mitogen-activated protein kinase kinase kinase 20. The coding region runs from base 3398 to 5782 and encodes 794 amino acids. The transcript has 20 exons. The record is from RefSeq and is a predicted model, not a curated record. Lineage: Eukaryota; Metazoa; Chordata; Crocodylia; Gavialidae. Gene Ontology annotation, biological process: protein phosphorylation. Gene Ontology annotation, molecular function: ATP binding; protein kinase activity; protein binding. Gene Ontology annotation, cellular component: cytoplasm.